CGGAGCGAUCUGCGGAGGUGUCGGCAUCAGGCGACGGUGUACUGUACCAACGGCAUCGCUGCGUACGGUCACCGUAAAGAGAGAGAGAGAGAGAGAGAGAGAGAGAGAGAACGAGAGAGAAAAGGAGAGCGAGCGAAUUCAUGAAAGAGCGACGAGAAAGACAGAGAAGAAGACAAGGAUAGAGAAGCAGGUACGAGGGCCCCGCACACACAUACAGACGAAAGGCUCGUUCGGUGAGAGCGAGACGAAAGGAGGGAGUGGAGAGGGGAGAGAAGAAGUGAAAGAGAGAGAGAGAGAGAGGAGCGCGAACUCGUGGUGUGCGGAGGUGCCACCAGUCAGAGUAGCAGCGGAGACGGAGAGUCGGAGGUGGCCCGUGCCUGUGGCUACCCGUGACCGCCCGUGGCUCAUUGUAACCCGCCGCCCCGCUGUUGCAACGUGACGCGAAGGUGCGUGGUUGUUGCGCGCCCCGGGUUCGUUCGCCCGCCGCUCGUUAUUUACCUCUCUCGAUACCCGAGACCCGGUCGACACGGCGCGUCGUCCACCGGGAGCAGCAGCGCGAGGUGCUCUCCGCCGCCGUCUCCUUUUCUCUCUCUCUCUCUCUCUCUCUCUCUCUGUCUCUUUCUUUCUUUCUUUUUCACUCGCUCUCCUCGUUCCUUUUUCUCACCUCCUCUCUCCGUCUCCUUCUUCCUCGUAGACGCGAAUGUGAUCGGUAUAGUGCGACCAGUGCGACGUGAUACGUUCUCGCUCGCGGAUCGCUCUUCGCUGUGCUCGCGCGAUAGAAUAGGUGCCUCGGUGCCGUCAUCGUGAAAAAAGACUGUCAGGAGUGCCUUAUAUUACUUCCUCUCCGCACGAGUUGGACUUGUACGAUACGACACGUUCGCCGUCAUCGGUCGGAGAGAUCCCGAACGAGAGACAGAGAUAGAGAGAGAGAGAGAGAGAGAGAGAGCGCUGCGGCGCGCUCGAGGACGAGAUACAGAAGGAACGAUCGACACGGCAUUGUAUACACUUGACUGUAGAUAGCUCCCGAUAAUUCACAGACACGACAAUAAGAGGUUCCGCCGUAAGGAUGCUGUACGCUUUCGCGGAGAUCGAGAGGCCGCGAGUCAUAUCACGAGCUGCUUGCAGCAGCGUAAUCAGCUGAGAAUGUCGGAGCAAAACGGGCCCAGCGAGGGCCCAGGACCAGGGCCCGGUUCGGAUUCAGGCUGGUGGCCCACCCAGACCUGGAAAUCAUCGUCAUCAUCGUCAUCGACGACGGCGACGAAUUCAUCGUCAACUUCCACUUUAGCAGCAGGUUCUGCGUCCAUUUCCGUUUCCUGCGCCACGUCCAGCUCGUCACCGACGAGCUCCUCCACCUCGACCAACACGUCCGCGUCCUGUUUGCCCCUGUCUUGCAUCGGUGUAUCGAUGAGCCCGAGCCGUUCCACGGAGACGGGGAAAAACGUAUCCGUCACCACUAUUAACGUACCGCCCAAUCAAGAGAUGCACGAUGGUAAAGGAGUGUGUAAAUAUCUCGGAGGACAGAACGGCGUGACAGUGUCAGUGGUAUCGACCUCGGUGCUGGGAUGCGGAAAUGUCGUCCCGACGAGUGGAAUCUGCACGAAUACGGGACCGCAUAGUAUCGGCAUCGGAAUCGGCGGUAUCCUCGCUGCGAACGCGGCCGACAUCGACGAUCCCGAGGACAGCGACGGUGAGAUCAGCAAGAUUGACUUUAGAGGCGUUAAUCUACGCUCGAAGAAGAAACGUGACGUAUCGAGUAACCAGAACGGUGACAAGAUCGGCGACGGGGAGGCAAAUGGCGAUGGCGCGGGAUACUGCGACGAUAAUUCGCAACAGCAGCCCGAGAGACCAAUGUCGUGGGAGGGGGAAUUAUCGGACCAAGAAAUGUCUUCCAAUACAAUUACUAAUCAGGAUAACGAGGAAACGUCCAUGGAGGGAGUUCAGGUGUGCAGUACGAGUCCUGGACCUAUGGAACAGAAAUUUCCGAUUAAGUCAGAGCCGGAUUUUCGAUCCAGUCCGGCUUUCACAAUAGGAUCCUUUCACGACGCCGGACUACCCAUGAGUCAUAACCAACAACUGCAACAGCAACAACAGCAGCAACGCGGUAUCGAAAAUCUCGAGCAGACUCAACAAAGCGACCUACCGCUUCUCGUGGGCAAGCUUCUCGGCGGAUAUAAUAAUUCCACGCCUAAUCACAGCCCCAUUCUCAAUCCGCGACAUCAUUUAACCAAGCACAGUCAUACUAGAUCGCAGGUGCCGUCACCAGAUUCCGCCAUUCAUUCUGCAUAUAGCGUCUUCAGUUCACCGACGCAAAGCCCUCAUGCUGCACGGCACUCCGCCUUAGCGGGCAGUCCGAUACCGUCCUCAUCGUUAUCCCUCUCUCGGCACAGCUUCAACAAUUCAACCUCCUCGCUCUCCCUGUCACUGUCACAUUCGCUUUCGAGGAACAACUCGGACGCUUCCAGUAGCUGUUACAGUUACGGCUCGCUUAGCCCGCCUACGCAUUCACCCGUCCAACAACCGAGACAUCCGCAUUCGCACUCGCAACAUCAUCAGCAUCAAGUGGCGCAAGGUAGUCCGUUGCAUCUUCCGGCAUCGUCCGCUGUCGCCACGCAUCAUUACUCAUCCUCUUCCGUGCCAGGAUCGGAAUUAUCGCCGGACGGCCACCCGGUCGCGGAGGAUCAGGAAGACUGUAGAAUACCUUCGGCGCAAUCGGGUAUUUCCACCAGACAGCAAUUGAUAAAUAGUCCCUGUCCGAUUUGCGGUGACAAGAUAAGCGGAUUUCAUUACGGUAUCUUCUCGUGCGAAUCGUGCAAGGGAUUCUUCAAACGCACCGUCCAGAAUCGCAAGAACUAUGUGUGCCUUAGAGGCGCAGGCUGUCCGGUCACCGUGGCCACGAGGAAAAAAUGUCCGGCCUGUCGCUUCGACAAGUGCCUCAACAUGGGUAUGAAGCUUGAGGCGAUCAGGGAGGAUCGUACCAGAGGCGGUAGAAGCACAUAUCAGUGCACCUAUACUCUACCGGCGAAUCUCGUCGGCAGUCCCGCCGGCGGUAUGGCCGGCAACGAAAAACUGACUGCGGCGGGCAAUUGCAGUCCGGCACCGGCCGGAAGCGAACAUCAUUAUUCAGUCAGAUAUCAUUCGAAUCAUUCUCACAGGAUGCAAGUGCCGCAACUCUUGCAAGACAUUAUGGACGUGGAGCAUCUCUGGCAUUAUAACGACAAUGAUCGAGCAAGCGGAGGAAUAUCCGGGAAUGCGAGGAGCAUCUCUAUUAGCGGUGAUAGCAAUAUGCUGCUCGGUGGAUUCGGAAGUAGCGCAUCCGCACCCGGUGGCACUGCGACUACCAUCGGAAAUAACGGAGGCGCGGUGGAAUGUUCGUCGAACGAUUCGAACAACGUCGAUACUAACAACAGAAGAGGAGAGUCGGGUAGCCCCGCCGGCUCGACUUCCAUAGGGGCGCCCGAUCAACAUUCCACGAACGGCAAUACCGUGAAUAAUAGCAAUUCCCAAAUCGCUAGUAAUUCCAAUAAUGGCAAUCCGACGCAACAUCCGGACUUUCUGUCUAACCUAUGCAACAUCGCGGAUCAUCGACUCUAUAAGAUUGUCAAAUGGUGCAAGAGUCUGCCGUUAUUCAAAAAUAUCUCUAUUGAUGAUCAAAUCUGUUUGUUAAUCAACUCUUGGUGCGAGCUAUUACUCUUCUCUUGCUGUUUUCGCAGCAUGAACAGUCCCGGUGAGAUCAGAGUGUCUCUCGGCAAGUCGAUCACUUUAGAACAAGCUAGAGAGCUUGGUUUAGCGACUUGCAUCGAGAGGAUGCUCGCUUUUACAAAUAAUCUGCGAAGACUGAGAGUAGAUCAAUAUGAAUAUGUUGCUAUGAAGGUGAUCGUGCUGUUAACAUCCGACAUAAGUGAAUUAAAGGAACCUGAAAAAGUCAGAGCUUCUCAAGAAAAAGCCCUUCACGCAUUGCAGCAAUACACAAUCGCAAAAUAUCCAGAAAUGCCUGCCAAAUUCGGUGAACUAUUAUUGAGAAUUCCAGAUCUACAAAGAACAUGUCAAGCAGGAAAAGAAUUGCUCAGUGAGAAACGUGCUGAGGGAGAAGGCAGCUCCUUUAAUCUUCUAAUGGAAUUGUUGAGAGGAGAUCACUAAAUGAUCAGCACAGUAUAAAUCAAGCCAUUCCACGCUUAUAGGGUCCAUAAGCUUAGGGAAUCGGAUAUAAUAGGUUAUCGCAAAGUGUAAGAAAGAUUAGAGAAAAAACGGCAGAUGUAUAAGAUCUAUAGGGACAUUAGUAUUUGGUGAGGGGAUUGCAUUCUUUGUAAUUAGGUCGCAUUAAUCUAAUAAAGAUGAGAGAGGAACUUUCUAUUUUACAUCAGAAUGCUUCCAUAUAGGUCGCGCGUGUUCGUGUUCUUAUAUCGAAACAAGAAUUUCGAAGCGGCCUACGGUACACUGGAUAUUCAGUGUACAUGUAGAUGCUAAUGAGACUGAAAGUAUAAUUGACACAGAGACACGCAGAGCAUUUACUUUUCCAAUGAUAAGCGUUGUAUGUGAGAUGGUAUCAAAUGGCAUUGCUAAAUUGCUAAUGCUAAAUUUUAUUAGAGAUGGGUGUUACCUAUUCGAGCGCCAACUCUUUAUAAUAGGAAACGCGAAAUCUAUAAACAAAGUUGACCUCUGUAAUUAACGGUUAUAAUAGAAAACACCAGUAUUGCAUAUUGUUCUGCGCUUACUUAAGAACAGAGCAUAGCCAUGCCUUAUAUAUCCCGGUUAUGAAAGUGUACUUAAAAAACUCAACACAUCAGUCGACCAAUUAUCUACUUAUAGAGCAAUUAAUCAUGAAAUAAUUAGUUAAUAUGUCACACAUACACACACACAUACACAUAUAUAUAUCAUCCAUGGAGUACAUGGUUCUUAUCGAUCACACAAAAUACAUUUUUUAUUCUCUUUAUAUAUUUUAACAGUUUGUCAAAAGAAAAACAAAACUAUUUGAUAUAAAUAUUAGAAAAAUUUGCAAGAGGUGAUGUCAUGCUCGAAUACAUAUAGCUGCUAUCUUUUCUCUAAAUGUUCUUUUUUUAUUUUGUUAUUUUUUUUACUUUUUGAAGAAAAGAAUUGGUUAAUAUUGUUUUCCCGUUUUAUUUAUACAGAAAAAAUUUUAUUUUUAUUGAGACUUAUAAAAAAAUGAAAAUAGCAAAUCAAAUUAUAUGUUACAUAUAUGUUUAUGUCAUAUAUUUAUAUUUAUAUUAUACAUCAUUUUGCACGAUUAUAUAUAUAAUUAUAAAAAGAUAUUAGUUUUUAUUUCUUUCAAUAUAUUGGCAAACUUUAAUUAAGAAUUUACCCAAAUUUUAUAUUAUCAGUAAGAAUGUUUUUAUAAUUGUAAAAACCAAAAUUUUUAAAAACUAAUAUAUUUGCCAAUCAUGCAAAUUUAUUAUGUUAUUGUUAUGAGAUAUUCUCAAAUAUAUGAUACAAGAUAUCAAUCAAUACUGAUAUUUGAGAGAGAAUAUGAUUUGAAAUUUAUAUAUACACUGGUUGUAUGCAUGUAUAUAGACAAAUAAAAAAGGAUGGAUAGUUGACUAUCAAUAAA
Molecule: messenger RNA, 5563 nt
Organism: Cataglyphis hispanica
Lineage: Eukaryota; Metazoa; Arthropoda; Insecta; Hymenoptera; Formicidae
Gene: Hr39
Product: nuclear hormone receptor FTZ-F1 beta
Exons: 7
Coding region: 1144-4137 (997 amino acids)
Biological process (GO): hormone-mediated signaling pathway; regulation of transcription by RNA polymerase II; tissue development
Cellular component (GO): RNA polymerase II transcription regulator complex
Molecular function (GO): nuclear receptor activity; zinc ion binding; RNA polymerase II cis-regulatory region sequence-specific DNA binding
Source: RefSeq, a predicted model, not a curated record